AGCAGUGACUUGUGACUGGUUGGCUAGCAUGGGGAGCAGGAGACUGGAGGCAGGGAGACAGAAACACUCGUGGUGGUGUGAAGGUGGGAAUUCCGUCAGUGUGUUUGGAGUCGCGGCGAGGGAAGGAAGCCGAGAGGAACCGUGCCAAGAUUACAAUCAUGUCGCCGUUAUUGCUGCUACUCGUGGGUGUUGCCGCCGUCACCACGCCCUCCCAUGCACAGAAUGACUGUGGCCUUCCUUACACCUCGCAAAGCACCAGGUUUCGUCGACAGGCGGAGCCCCAACACACAAACGCCGCGCCGCCUCCGACAAACACUCAUCCAGCGCUGUAUUCGAAGUGCGGCGCCGUGGUCAUCAGCGAUCGCUUCCUUUUGACGGCGGCGUACUGCGUGCUCAACCCUGAUAAACCAGUGAAUUCUGUACGUCUGGGUGACCUGGACCUGGCCAAGGAAGGGGAGGCCAACAGCCGUCCAGCUGACUAUGACAUCGAGCUUAUCAUCAUCCAUCCUAACUUCACAGAAGACACACAAACAGGGAUCCGCUACAAUGACUUGGCACUGCUCAAAACCAAAACUAAGAUACAGUUUAAUGAGGCUGUGUAUCCCUUCUGCAUAUCUCGCACCAGGCCUGCAGUCAACACCACUGUCACUGUUUCAGGCUAUGGCUAUGUUAAUGAUUCCCAUCAGCCAACUCACCUGCAGGAGGGAGAGCUGCAAGUGAUGUCCUUGGAUGACUGUGUAGCAGAGUAUCGCACCAAGAACAGAUAUGACAUGCUGCAGAGUGCCUACCCUGGACUCCUGCAGGGAUAUGGUGUGGUGUGUGCAGGUCACCCUGACAGAGGGGCUUGUAAUGGUGAUGAGGGUGGACCAAUGCUGCGGAAGGAUGAGUCUGGCCGCCAGCAUCUGGAGGGCAUCAUCAGUUUCACUGCAGAUGUCUGUGGUCCUGGUGUGCUGCCCUCCAUCUCCACUAGUGUGGCUGACAAUUAUGAUUUUAUUGUUGAAACAAUAAAAUAUGCCUAAAUUUGAAUUGCACUCGUCACUUAUAUGGCUGUCUAGAAGCACACUUACUGAUAGUACAUGUAUUUACAAUCCAUUAAUCUAUGUCUUUCUCUCCUUCAGUGGAGAACCAGCAGAAGAAUUUGUCAUGCGUCUCUUUGCUUAUGUGUUGAUAGGUUAAUUCCCUGUCUUGAUGGCUUACUGGUAAUGCACUUAGUUUUUAGUUUCUUUAUUAUCUUUUAGUCCCUUAUUUACUUUUGUCUUUUGUAUGCUACUCUCAUUCUCUCACAUUAAUAUUUAAUGGUGAUAACAAGUACAAUGUACAAGCCUAUAACUAUAUAAUUAGUGAAAAAUCACAUCAUUGAUGAAAUUUUUUUUUUCAAUUAAUUUUCUUACCUGAAAAGAUAAAUGAAAACAAAAUAGCAAAAUGACACAAGACCUACACUACAACCUUCACCUUUACACUCACAUUCCCAUCACCUAGAGGAAAAUACUCCUGUCCUCAAUCUAUAGCUGUAUAGCAGUUAUUCUCAAACUGUAAACCAUGAUCAUAAUCAAUUGACUCACACUUAAUCUCUCUUUCUCUCUGUCUAAGACUCCAAAACAGUGACAGCUAAUACAUUUACCAAUAAUCUUAAAUUUAACUCUUUACUUGCAGAUUAAUAAAGUGACAUUUUUCAAUCA
This is a messenger RNA of Portunus trituberculatus (swimming crab), 1679 nucleotides long. Its product is annotated as phenoloxidase-activating factor 3-like. The transcript is spliced from 9 exons. Gene Ontology annotation, molecular function: serine-type endopeptidase activity. Gene Ontology annotation, biological process: proteolysis. NCBI's taxonomy places the organism in Eukaryota, Metazoa, Arthropoda, Malacostraca, Decapoda, Portunidae. The record is from RefSeq and is a predicted model, not a curated record. The coding region runs from base 159 to 1019 and encodes 286 amino acids.